Spinacia oleracea (spinach) is the source of this 447-nucleotide messenger RNA. RefSeq names its product glutathione S-transferase F11-like. Gene Ontology annotation, biological process: glutathione metabolic process. The record is from RefSeq and is a predicted model, not a curated record. The transcript has 3 exons. Gene Ontology annotation, cellular component: cytoplasm. Lineage: Eukaryota; Viridiplantae; Streptophyta; Magnoliopsida; Caryophyllales; Amaranthaceae. Gene Ontology annotation, molecular function: glutathione transferase activity; glutathione binding. Bases 1 to 447 code for a protein of 148 amino acids.
AUGUUGAAAUCUUCAAUAAAUGCAGAAGCUAAGAAGAAGGGAAAGUCAAGAGCAAUAUGCCGUUACAUAUCAGAGAAAUAUGCAAGCCAAGGAAACAUAAAACUAUAUGGGAUAAAUCCACUGGAGAAAGCAUCAAUAGAACAGUGGAUAGAGGCAGAGAGCCAAAGCUUCAAUCCUCCAUUAGGAAGCCUGAGCAAAGAAAAGCUAGCAAAAGUGCUUGAUGUCUAUGACAGAAGACUAGGGGAGAGCCGUUACUUGGCUGGGGAUGAUUUUACCUUAGCUGAUCUCUCUCACUUGCCUAACGCACAGUAUUUGGUGAAUGGUACUGAUGUUGGUGAGCUGUUCACGUCGAGAGAUAAUGUUGGUAGAUGGUGGGAGGAGAUUUCAAGCAGGGAGUCAUGGAAGAAGGUUGUUGAAAUGCAAAGCUCUUCCUUUCCUAAAAGUUAG